This is a messenger RNA of Echinops telfairi (small Madagascar hedgehog), 4018 nucleotides long. RefSeq names its product mastermind like domain containing 1 (gene MAMLD1). Gene Ontology annotation, biological process: regulation of transcription by RNA polymerase II. The transcript is spliced from 6 exons. NCBI's taxonomy places the organism in Eukaryota, Metazoa, Chordata, Mammalia, Afrosoricida, Tenrecidae. Gene Ontology annotation, cellular component: nuclear body. The record is from RefSeq and is a predicted model, not a curated record. The coding region runs from base 181 to 3078 and encodes 965 amino acids.
GGAGCCCGUGCGAGUGGAAGCGCCCAGGCACAGCGAGGCCAGCCAGCGCAGCCAGGAGCAGAGGAUCCUCUGACACCGCUCCAGUAGGGAAGUGGGGCACCACCUCAUUCCUGACAGCCCCGUGUCUAGGUCGUUUGGGAAGUGCCUUGGAGAGUCAAGAAUAAAAUUGCAGGUCAAACAAUGGAGGAAUGGAAAAAUCGCCUUGUAAUCAAGAACACGCUUCCCCAUUACGCCAUGGUGGGAAAUCGUCAGGAGCCCAGAAAACCCCAGGAACAGCCACGGGGCACCAGUAAGAGGAAACAACUGGGAGACAACUUCCAGCAAUUUUCAGGCAUGGCUGAUGGGGGUUACCCUAACAAUAUUAAGAGGCCCUGCCUUGAAGAUGUCACCCUUUCUAUGGGCCCGAGUGCCCAUCCCAGUGCCCCCUGUGCCAAGUUUCCGGUGCCUCCGAUGCCAAUGAACCCAGGAGCAACCUCUAUGGCCAUAGUUGGUCAACCACUCCUCCUGGAAAACAACCCCAUGAACGGCGACCUUAUGGGCUCCCCAUUUGUGGUGCCCCCAGCCACAGACAUGGAGUUGAAAGGGCCCAUUGUCCCUUACUAUGACAAAGCCAACAACGUGCCUAACAGCAUGUCCGCUGUAGACCAGGAACUUCAAGAUCUGCUGGAGGAGCUCACAAAAAUUCAAGAGCCUUCUGCUAGUGACCUAGAUCUUGAGAAGAUCCUCGGGAGCAAGCCAGAGGAACCGCUAGUUUUGGAGCAACCCCCGGAAGCCAUUCCCCCAGCUCCCAAGCCUGCGGUGCCCAUGCCACGCUUGGAGGGUCUGGGCCCCAGCAACUCGAGUUGCAGCCAAGGUGCCGGUGGGUCCCUCCAUCUACCACUCUCCUCCACUGGGAUCAACUACCCCGGACCUUCCACCAGUAAGCAGAUGGCCUCCUCGAGUUCUUCGACAGCACAGAGCAAGAUCCAGGGGCAGACACUGCGCUCAGUUGCGGUGCCGCCACCCCGGGUGCCUCAGUGGCACCAUGCCCACCAGCUGAAGGCACUGGCAGCCAACAAGCAGGGCUCUGCUACCAAGCAGCCAGUGCCCCCACCCAGCUGGUCUGGUCUGCCUCCACCAGGCCUCUCCCCACCCUACCACCCAGUGCCGUCGCCACACCCGCCGCCACCGUUCACCCCACAGAACCUCAUGGUGUCCUGCAUGUCAUCCAGCAACCUGCCGGGCAGCAGUCUCCAGGGCUCUCCCAAUGCCUUAUUCACAGGCAUGGCUACCAGCAGCAGCACUGCCCUGAGGCCCCUCAUGCCCUACGUUCCCGAGAAGCUCUCCAGCCCAGCCCUCAGCCAGCAGCAGCAUUUCACCCCGCCCAGCUCCAUUCUUGCCAACCUGGUGUCCUCGAACAUUAAGAACACCCAGGGACGCCUGCUGUCCGCUCUGCCCGCCAGCAACCCUGGGCCCUCGCCACCCUAUCGUCCCGAGAAGCUCUCCAGCCCAAGUUUGCCCCAGCAGUCCUUCACUCAGCAGUGCUCACUGCUCCGGAGCCUCACGCCCACCAGCACUCCCCUCAGCCAGCAGCCGCCCCCCCUGCCACUGCCACUGCAGCAGCAAGCAAGUGCGAUCUUUAAGCCCAUGCCCACAGGCUCUUCCCAAACCCUGAGACUGAUCAUGCAGCAGGGGCUGGCCAGCCCCAGCCCAGGGACCCUGGAGCCUUUCACUUUUGGCAACACCAAGCCCUUGUCCCAUUUCGUCUCAGAGCUGGGCCCUCAGAAGCUGUCCUCCAUGCCAGCCUCCUCCAGGCAGCCUUCCCUGCUCCACUAUCUGCAGCAACCCAUGGCGACCGCGACGCAGGCCUCUUCGGCCACUGCCUCCACCACUGCCACCCUCACUUUGCAGCAGCAGCAGCAGCAGCAGCAGCAGCAGCAGCAGCAACAGCAGCAGCAGCCUGAUCAUUCUUCGUUCCUACUGCAACAAAUGAUCCAGCAGCCCCAGUGCCUGCCGCGAUCGCUGCCCUCGGAGCCCAGACAGCCAGAGAAAUGGCGACCAGGUCUUACGGCAAUGACCCCUGAGCAGCACAGUGCAUAUUUAGCCCAACAAAUGAGUCAAUUUCAAGCUGUCCAAGAACUAGUCACCUGCAAACGCAACCAGAUCAAGGCAAGCCUCGGGCCCAGCCAACCCUUGAUACCGUCCAGCACCAGGCUUCUUCUUAGCGAUCUGAGUCCACGAACAAUCUCCACCACUGGGCCCCCAAACCAGGGCGCUGUGAACCUGACCUCACCAGCUCCCUGCCAGCAGCCAGCAAUCUUCAGCUCUGGCCCCCAGUGUGCCCUGCCCCUGAGCUCUGACCAGCAGGCCCAGAGUCUGAAGGCAGCACCACCGGGAGUGCUACUGCCUAGCUUCUGUCCCCCCCAGUUCCAUCACCCGAGUGCUCUCAACGAUGGCCCCUGGGCUGGGGCUGUCGGGGCAGUGGCAGCUAGGACAGCAGUGGUCUCUGGGGGAGUAACUCCAAGCCAAACAGAUAAUAGCAAUCAGCGGCCUUUUGAUAGCAACUCCAUCUUCGCCAAGGUGCCCAUGAAAAUGCCUCCAAUCGCCCCAGUCUCCCCACUGCAGCAGGCAGUUGUGCCCCCCCACCAAACCGCAGGCAUUGCUCUAACCAACCACCCCCUCAGCCUGCUGGGCAGCCAGAGCCUCAGGCAAAGCCCGGCACAGGGCCCUGUGCCUGAGCUGAACGCCUCCAAGUCCCUCCAGCAGGGUCUGGCCAGCUUCAAUCCCACGAGUCCCAUGCAGGGCAUUGAGCCGCCAAGCUACGUGGUUGCUGCGGCUGCUACCGCCGCUGCCUCAGCCGUUGCUGCCAGCCAGUCAGCAGGCACAGCCAACAAAGCAGGUGCCUCCACUGAGCUGCGACCCCAUGACUCUCUGCCCCAGUCUCCCCUAGAUGAUCUGAUCUCGGCCCUGGAUGGCAAUGAGGUGGAUUUCAUAGAAGCCCUCCUGGAAGACCCUACUGAUCACCCCAAUGAGGACUGGGCGUCCCACUUGAGGCUGAUCGAUGACAUUUUGGGGCAGAAUGGUAGCCAGCCCACCUAGGAGGCCCAGAGAAAGCCCCAAGGUGACAUCCCCCCAAGGGUGAAGUGAUUACAUUGUAAAUUCACAGAUAGCCCAUUGGAGGGACUUCAGCCCAUGUCCCUCAACCCCACUCACUACCUGUGACAAAACUGCAAGCUGGUGAUUUUUCAAGCUACUUGUACAGAGUUGAAAAUUUUGUAAAUGGUUUUCCUAAGCAUUCAUGACAGAAGUAAUUUAUACUUCAUUUUGUGACUUUGUAAAUAAAGUGACAACACCGUUUUUGUUUCGGGAGAGUUGUGUUUCUUGUCCAUCGAGUGUGUGUGUGUGUGUGUGUGUGUGUAUUACACAUUGUUACAAACACGAAAACUGUCUUGUGAGCUCCAGUGAGACUUUGUUGAGCCGGAAGGAUGAGUCACUUUGGGUUCUAACGUGGGCAAUGUAUUUUUUCCAUGUUUGCUAAAAAUGUGAUCGCCUUGUGUGAUUCUUAAAUCUCCUUUGCAACCCUUUCCAACUCCACUAGCUCUUCACCUGAUGAGAGGAAGCUGUGGGACCCUGAGGGCCCCCCCAGGGGACAUUUUCCAGGGCACUGGAAAGUGUUUUGGAUUGGGAAAGCAAGCCCAGGCUGUGUCCCCUGGUCGCAAACCUGUCAAUAUUUGUUCUGUAAGACUGUGGAGUUUGGGGCUUUGGGGGGGUGUGGGAGGGGAGAAAAAACGUCUGUCAACAUGAAUAGUUGCUUUGGGCUUGUCUUUGAUUGUUUCUGCAGUUACCGUCAUCUAUAUUAAAGUGUGUGAUGGAAGCCCACCGCCACUGUCCUGUAAACCUUGCGCAGUGUCCUGGCUUUGUGUAACGACAUUUUCAUUGCCACGUCGUGUGUUUCAGCUUUCCCUCUGAAACCUGGUGUCUGUUUCAAGCCAGCGCAAUUUGUCCUUCCUUCUGUAAUAAACAGCGCAGAGAAAAAGUG